GCUGCGUGGACCCGGGCAACCCCUGGGCGUCCAUGGAAGCGGCGGCGCGGCGGGGCCCGGCCCGAUGAGCGCCCGUCGGGACCGAGCGAAGGGUGCAGGGAGCUAUGGAAGGAGGUGUCGUACGCAUUGGUGACCAGAUCAUACUGGAAGAAGAUUAUGAUGAGACAUAUGUUCCCAGUGAGCAAGAAAUCCUGGAUUUUGCGAGAGACAUCGGCAUUGACCCAAAGGAGGAGCCUGAGCUGAUGUGGCUGGCCAGGGAAGGAAUUGUGGCCCCAUUACCACCCCAGUGGAAGCCCUGCCAGGAUGUCACUGGUGAGAUUUACUAUUUCAACUUCAACAACGGCCAGUCCACGUGGGACCACCCCUGUGAUGACCAUUACAGAGCGCUGGUCGCUCAGGAACGGAGGAAGCUGCUGGCACGUGGCAGCUUGAAAAAGAAAGAAAAGAAGAAGAAAGACAAAAAAGAUAAGAAAGACAAGAAGGAUAAGCAGUCACCGAAGCAGCACACUCCUUCAGGCACCCUGCCAGCACCUGUGCAGGUGCCCCUGGGGAACCUUGCUCCUCUGCGUGGCCCUGUGGCUUCUCCAGCUGGCGUCCUGCGUGCCUCACUGCACUCAGACAUGGGGAGCUCUGUGGAUGCUGGUGUUGCAGACAGAGAAGAAGCUCAGAGUCUCCAUAGGACAACCGGACUCUUCAAAAACCUGCACAUGGACGUCAGUGCCCUGGGAUGCAGCUUUGAAUCUGAGGAUAACAGCAAAGCAGAGGAGGAGAACUAUGGUGGUCACCUGGCUGAUGUCACUGAAGCUCAUCUCCAGGACCAGAGGAGUCCCCUGGAGGAAGCUGGCAGUCUGAGAGAGAAGGAGUCUUUAAAAUCAAGACGUGCUGAAGAAGAGUCUUCCUUGGAUUCUGGUGACACGUGCCCUCCAACUCCAGUUAAAGCCCUUUCUGGAGAUGCUCACUGUAGGCUGUCUGACCAGAGCAAAGAGGAAUCUGAUGAGAAACUCACUGGGAAUGAAGGACUGGGUGAGAAAGCUGCUGAGGUGCAAGGUGACGUCUCUGCAGCUGAUGAGCUGCCACAGUCUCUGGAGGAAGGGAGAGCAGCAGGGACAGACGUGCCCAGCAGUCCUGGGCAACCUCGAGCUGCAUCUCCAGAUGCUGAAGCUGCUGAAGCUGCUGAAGCAGAUCAGCUGGCAAGCCUGGCUGUCACCGUUGACACCGUGUCUGUUGAUGAAAAUAUAGUAAAUGAAAUGAGGGAGGAAGCAGCUGAUGUGAAAGCUGACAGCAGGCUGGAUGCUGGCAAACCUUCCAAAGUAUCUGAGAGCAGUGAAUGCAUGGAGGACUUGCAGGCUUCUAACCACCUCGACCAGGAGCUGAUCCAGCAUGUGGACUUGGCUUUCCAGAGCCAGUUUUCUGAGCGGGUGUUGGAUGUAGAUGCUCUGUCUCCUGCUUUAGACAAGUCACUAUGCAAGGCCCAGGAGCUGGGAGAAGAGGAAAAAGACCAAAGCAAAGCCAGUAUAGAUGAAGAGCAAAGCAAAAGAACAAAAAGGUGAUUCUGUGAUUCUGUGAUUCUGUGAAAAGCUGCUGUGAGUGAGAGGGAUCAAAGUGGUGGUGAAGCAUCAGAACAGAAGUGUGUUGCUUUAGAAAAUGCCAAUCAAGAGGAGGCUGUGGCCCUGCAGCUGGAUGAGGAAUUGCCGGAUAGCCUAAUCGAUCUGGAAGAACUUGCAGCCCUGCAAGAAGCGCAACCUGAGAAAGAAAUAAAACAAGAGCAGUCCUUGACCCAGUCUAGUGAAGGAUCCCUGGAGGGAGUAGCCAAGGAGCUGGAGAAGGAGGUCGAACAAGACAAAACGCACUCACUGCAAGCAAAGGAGGAGAAAAUCCAGCAAUUCCAAGAGGAAAUGAGGCUACGGGAGGAGGAAGAAACUCAGAAGUUUUAUGAGCAAAAAGAAAAAUCCCUCAGGACACUGAAAGAGGAUUUGGCAAAGGUUUGUGAGGAGGAAGAAUUACGUGUGAGAAAGGAGGAAACUGAAAGACUCUCAAAGCUGCGAGCCACCAUCACCUCUGAGACUGAGGCAGAGAAGGAGAAGAUAAGGGCAGAGCAAAAGCUGGCACUGCAAAAACUAAGAGAAGAGUGGGAAUCCCUGCAGGAAAUGGAGAAGGAGAACUUGGAGAGGAAGAAGCAGCUUGCUUUGGAGAAAAUGAAGCUGGAAAUGGAGGAAGCUCAACAGAAAGAAACAAUCAGGCUAGAAAAAGAGAAGGAACAAUUCCUAAGGGAGCUUAAGGAGAGAUUAGAAAUGGAAAAGAAAAAGGCUGCAGAGGAGCUAGAGAAACAGUUUGCAACUGAACUCCAGCAGCUGAAAUCUGCAGCAGAAGAGAAGCAUCGGAAGGUCACUUCCAGCCUGCAAACCCAGAUAGCGGAGGCACAGAGGAGUGAGGAGGCUUGGUUGCGUGAAGAUUUGCAGAGAGCAGAGGAGAAAGUGCAGCAGAAAUCAUACCAAGUAGCAGAAUAUGAACGUGAGCUCAGUGAGCUUAUGAGUGAGAAACGCCAUGAAGUGGAAAAAGAUCAUGAGAGGAAAAUGGAGAGGAUGAAGGAGGAGCACCAGGAGGUCCUAGCAAGGAUUCGGGAUCAGUAUGAAGAGGAGGAAAGAAAGCAAAGAGCAGAGCUGUUUGAAGGCCUGCGAGGUGAGAUGGCUCGCCUCCGACAGCUCCAUGAAGCGGAGGUGAAAACUCUGCAGGCAGAGCUGGAUGAACGUCUGACUGCACUGCAGCACAGGCAUGGGGAGAAGGAAAGAAGACUCCAGGAUUCAGAAAAUGAGCUUGAAAUACGUGCAAGGAACAUUAAAGCGAGAUCAGUGCAGCUUCUUAGCCAGGAGGAGUCUCUGAGAAGGAAAAAGCAGCAGCUGCUAGAUGAAGACAGACGGACUGAGCGAGAAAGAGAUGAAGCUGCUUUAGCUUCUCAACUCCGCCUGGAGGAGAAUCGGAAGGAGCACACCAACCUUCUUGAGUCCAUCUGGCAACUGCGUAAGGCUCUUGAGGAGCUCCAGGACCAGAAAGCUGAGCUGGAGGCCCAGGUGGAUUUGCUGCAGACUCGAAGCCAGAGGCUGCAGAAGCGUAUCAGUGAGCUUGAGGCAGCUGUCAGGAGCAAGCAGGAGACUUUGAAAGAAUUGGAGGCAGAAGAAAGUGCGGAGUCUCCCAGAAGGAAAGCUGAGCUCCAUGUUGAAGACCUGAGAGAAACUAUUCAUGCUCAUUCAUCCAGAGAGCCUGCUUCCCCACCUUCUCAAAGCCAUGAUGACAGCAACUUCCAGUUUGAUCAAGUCAGGAGCUACAUCUCUGCUGAAGGAAUCUCCAUCAGAAAAGCCAAGGAAUUCCUGGUGCGUCAGACCCACUCCAUGAGGAAAAGACACACAGCACUGAAAGCUGCAAAGCAGCAGUGGCACCAAGAUGUGCAGAAAGCACAGGAGGUGGUGCAAGAUCCUGACAACUCCCAGCUCCUGGAGGGAAUGCGCAAGAACCUGGAAGAGGAAGCCAAGCAGCUGGACAAGAUGAAGUCGGCUAUGCGGAAAGGACAGGUGCUGCUGAAGAAGAAGGAAGAGAAGCUAAGCCAGCUGGAGUCGUCCUUGUUGGAGGAGCUUUCAGAUGAAGAUACACUAAAGAGUGUUGCAUGCAAGAAGAUGGUGACUUUUGAUCUCAGCAGCUCUGAGGACACAAACAGUAUAUCCAGUGCAAACGUACAUUUGCCAAAGUCUGACCUGCGAACAGAGGUGCAGAUUGCCCUACAGCAGGACAAGAUCCAGUACUUGACAAACUCUGUGCAGCACAUCACCAACGAGCUGAAUGGGGUCCUUGGCGUUCUGAGCUCUCUGAACACCCUCCAGCCUCCGCUCCUCACUUCAACACAGGUGCCCCUGCAGGUUCCCUGUGACAGCAUUCCUCUUUCUACGUAUUCCACCUUGGCAGGAUUGCAGGCAGGUGCCUCCUCGAGGCCCUCUGCUGGGCUGUCUGUGCCUGACCAGUGGGCCUGGGGCACUGGGCUGAGCUCCAGCCGCUCCUUCGUGGCUGGGCAGUCAGUGGACCGUUUCCUGGCAGAGAAGUGGCACAAGUACUUUCCAGGUGGGUUCCCAUCAUCCAGUGGAAGUUCUGGUCCUUCAGACAACAAGCUGGGAUAUGUACCUGCAAGUGAGCAGAUGCGCGUGUUCCAGAGCCGUGAGUCAGACAAGAUGAGUAUUCAAGGAAUGAUUGAGACCAACAAGAAAUGGCUAGAAGACUUCAAGAGUGAUUCAAGGAUACCUCUCUUUCCAGGCGCAGAGAAGCUCCCUGCCAGCAGCUCCAGCCUACUUCAGCUAGGGCUGGAUGAAAACAGACAAAUUAAAGUGUACCGUUACUGAAAGGUGGGACUUGAUGUUUUCAGCCCUCAACUCUGGGCACAGGACCUGGAGAGAUGAUAGCUGGGGGCUGUGCAGUCUCUCUAAUGGUACGGUGGGUUUUGGUGAUACCCAGCCAUCUCUGUCUUUGUGCUGUGCCCUUGAAAUAAAGUCUCUUUACAAGAGAGUGGAGGGAGGAGGAAGUGAAGUUCCCAGGUGGAUUCUUCUAAUCCUGUAAUGUGUCCAAAUAUACUUUAUAGACUGUUUAAUCCAGUGGUGAAAUAUCAGGGCUUCAAUAAAUCAACAGUUCUCUCAUUAGUAUUCUAGAAACUGUGAGACAUAGCUGUGAAUCAUGGAGAACUUUGAGUAACUGGUCAAGGGGGAGGACAUGAAUCUAGCUGAGACUUUGCUAGAGGAAAUGUAUCAGGAAAUGAGCCCACACUGAUGCCCAACAAAUGCUUAAUUACAGAUGAGCCAAGUCAUCUGGCUUCUGUGGCGAGUGCAUGAGCAGGGGAGAACGGGCAGCAAAAUGGCUAUAGAAUUGGGAAACAGCAGAUUUUGACUCUGGGAAAUGUUCCUGUCUUCUGGUGUGGAAACAAUAGGAACAAAACCAAGGGUGGUUUUCAUGGCAGAUAUUGUAGGAGAGAGUUCCCUGCGUCCUCCUCUUUCUGCCAGCCUGGCCAGAACUGCGCAGCAUAACUGUGCUAUGGGAGCUCAGCUCAUGUAUUACAAAUGUGCUGAUGGCAACACGGAGCAGGGAUGGCAGGAGAGCGAGGAGCAGUGUCUGCUGGUGCAGGCAGUGCUGGGGAACUCAGCCUAGUGUGACUGCGAGGAGACAAAGCCCCAUCUGCAUCCUUCCAUGCCCUGGGGAAGGGGAUCUGGAGCUCAGCAGCUGGGGCUCUUCCUGCACAGCAGGGCUGCGUGGCAGACCUGAGCGCUGGCCUUGCUGCUUGGAGCAGCUCUCCCAAAACCUCGAAACAAGGCUGGGAGCAGGGCUGGGGGGUUGGCACACGCUGUGCUCCGAUGUGAGCUCACACCUCAGCAGGUGGCUGUGGUGCUUUGGAUGGGCUGCAUUCAGAGCACAGCCACGUCCUGCUGCCAUGCAGAGGUCGGCGGGGGCUGCUUGAACCAGAGGGGUGGGAGAAAUCAGGCCGUGCUUUCAUACCACUAAGUGGGGAAAGUGGUAUUUGGUUGUUUUAUCAGUCAUUCCUCCGAGCUGACUUUAAAUAUUUAAUGCUGUAAAAAAACGCUGUACCAUUUGCUAUUUUGUCUGAUGAGAAGUCUGCAUUUCAAGGGAUCCCAUCUGUGAGAAAUCAGCUUCAAAGUCGCUCUCUCUGGAGACAGCUGAUGCGGGGAGGAUGGCGAAGUUGCUGCUCUUCACCCUUCAGUGCUGUUUGUGCUUCUCAGUGGCUGAUGAUGUGCAGCAGAGUAAAGCACAGCUCCCCCUUCCUGGCUGUUGUGCACUGGCACAGCAUUGCAGCGAUUUGUGCUGUGAGGGUGGCAGGGGAAUGUUUACAUGCAAAUGGAAAUAUAUUUUUGAUGAACAUUUUAAAACUCUCAGGAAGAAUGUCCGUGUUUGCAUUUAUUUUUAUUCUUUUGGGGCUGGACUCCUCAAUAUUUUCUAAAUUCCUCAGCCAGCCUUUGUCCUGGGAUCUUCUGCAGUGGGUAGCAUCACGCUCGUGUCCUUGCUGAAGAAAUCCCAGCUGGGCUGAGCUGGGAGACCUCGUGUGACCACAGGGAAUGGCAGCUGUGUGGGGCAAUCCCUUCUCCAUAGGAAGGGAUGGAUGGAAAUGCAGAUUUCCUGUCUGCUGUCAGAUUAUGCCAAUCCCUGCCUAGAGGGAUUUUGCUUUUGGUUUCCCAGCUCUUGGUGGAACACGUGGCAGAAUCUCUAGUUAUAUUUUGGACUCCUGGCUCCCUGAAGGUGGGGGGAGGCUGUCAGCACGGUGGAUGCUGCACCCAAAGCCGUGCAGCUGAGCUCAGGCUGCAUUCUGAAAAGCAUAGAUUGGUGGUGUGGGGGAAGCGCCUGCUUUCUUAGCAAUAAUACAUUUUGAAACAUGUUUAUUCUUCCUGUUGAAACUUGUGAUCGCUGUAUCUGGUUUUGUAAGCAAAUUAAAUCAACACGAGUCUGUUUUGUA
Messenger RNA from Tympanuchus pallidicinctus (lesser prairie-chicken), 6493 nucleotides. It is a transcript of the gene CEP164, whose product is annotated as centrosomal protein 164. Lineage: Eukaryota; Metazoa; Chordata; Aves; Galliformes; Phasianidae. The transcript has 31 exons. Gene Ontology annotation, molecular function: protein binding. The record is from RefSeq and is a predicted model, not a curated record.